AUGGCCACUGUAAACGACCUUUUGAAGGGCAUCGUGGCUUCUCUCGAGCAAACGGAAGCCUCAGUUCGUGCCGUCGACGAUAAGUUCAUCCAAAACGAUGAGGAGUUCCGUCCCACAAUGAUCAAGAGCUUACUUGAAAAAUCGUCUUCCUCAGGGCAUCUCGAAGGCAUGUCGUUACUUUCGCUCAAAAACGAGGCGUUGCUCUCGUAUGUGAAUAGCUUGGUGCUUGUGCUCUUGAGCCAUGUUGAGAGACUCAGGCUGCUGGAGCUGGAGGACAAAGUGGCACCGCUCAAACGGAAAGCGGUCGAGAGCUCAGUGCAGCAGAGAGUCACAUUGGAAAAGGGCAUCAAGCCGCUUGAAAAGAAACUCACCUACCAGUUGGACAAAAUGGUCAGGUCGUUUCAUAAGAUGGAAGAGGAUAAUGCUCGCAUGGAGCAGAAGGUGGCGGAAGCAGCGGCUAACGGCAGUGUAGAAGACGAGGAAGAAGAAAACGAAGAUGAAGAAGACGAAGAUGAAGAAGAUGAAGAAGAUGAAGACGAUUCCGACGAAGAUGCUCUUUCUUACAAGCCCGAUGCUUCGGCGUUGAAGAAAAUGGCCAAGGCGUCAUUGGCCAAGAACGGGAAACCUGCUCCUGGCGGGAAGUACAGACCCCCAAAGAUCUCUGCUGCUGCUCCACCCACCCAGUUUGACGACAGAGCCAUCUCGGCCAAGAGCAAGAGGAAGUUGCAGAGUAUGGAGGAGUACUUGCGAGAAUCUUCUGAUUUGCCCCAGAUGGAAGCAUCUAUUGGUGCAACCAUCUUGGGCCAUGGCAGAGGCGGUGUGAAAACAAGCAGAGACAGUCAAAAGGAGAGAGAAAUCCAGAGGUACGAGGAGUCCAACUUCACGAGAUUGCCCACAACAGCCACGAAAAAGACUCACAGACAGAAAAUGGCCGAACGUGCCAAUACCUUUGCAGGUGAGGACUGGUCCAUGUUCAACAACAACAGGAGCCUCAAGGAGGGAACUUCAAGAAAAAGAAAAGGAGGAAGCGCCUGGGACCCUGCAAAGAGAUCCCGUCACUAG
Messenger RNA from Candidozyma auris, 1062 nucleotides. It is a transcript of the gene FGR38, whose product is annotated as Fgr38p. The transcript has a single exon. Bases 1 to 1062 code for a protein of 353 amino acids. Gene Ontology annotation, biological process: maturation of SSU-rRNA from tricistronic rRNA transcript (SSU-rRNA, 5.8S rRNA, LSU-rRNA). The record is from RefSeq and is a predicted model, not a curated record. Lineage: Eukaryota; Fungi; Ascomycota; Pichiomycetes; Serinales; Metschnikowiaceae. Gene Ontology annotation, cellular component: small-subunit processome; nucleolus.